Messenger RNA from Morus notabilis, 1023 nucleotides. RefSeq names its product histidine-containing phosphotransfer protein 1. Gene Ontology annotation, molecular function: histidine phosphotransfer kinase activity; protein histidine kinase binding. Lineage: Eukaryota; Viridiplantae; Streptophyta; Magnoliopsida; Rosales; Moraceae. The record is from RefSeq and is a predicted model, not a curated record. Gene Ontology annotation, cellular component: nucleus; cytoplasm. Gene Ontology annotation, biological process: phosphorylation; phosphorelay signal transduction system; cytokinin-activated signaling pathway. The coding region runs from base 305 to 757 and encodes 150 amino acids. The transcript has 6 exons.
UCCAGUCAAAUGAACAAAGCCCUGACUUUAUAAUGUACUACUGUAUGCGUAUUAUUAAUGUAUUAGCCAUUAGCCCACACCAAAGGAAGGAAUCUUAAAAAGUUAUCCCCUUUCCUCCAAUAAUUACCUGAAAACUUCACCAAAAUUAUCUCCCUUUUGCUUGGUACUUCUCUUUUCCAACACUAAAGAAGGAACAAAAGAAGCACAGCGCCAUAGAAUAUAUCAUGACCCCAUAAUAUAAGAUCUUGAUCAAAGGAGUGAAAUUUUAACCCUUGUUUAGAAGAGUGCUAAUAAUUCUUAUUCAAUGGCUUAUUUGGUUCAGUUGCAGAAACAGUUUGAUGACUACAGAGCUUCACUGUUUAAUGAGGGAUUUCUAGAUGAUCAAUUUGAGCAACUUCAGCAACUGCAAGAUGAGAGCAACCCGGAUUUUGUUGUUGAAGUGGUUUCACUCUUCUUCCAAGAUUCCGAGAGGCUUCUUAAUGAACUAGCCACAUCCUUGGAUCAGCAGAAUACUGAUUAUAGAAAGGUGGAUGCACAUGUUCACCAGUUGAAGGGUAGCAGCUCCAGCAUUGGUGCUCAGAGAGUUCAAAGAGUCUGUAUUGCUUUCCGUAAUUUCUGUGAGGAGCAGAACACUGAAGGGUGCUUAAAAUGUCUGCAACAAGUGAAACACGAGUACACCCUAGUGAAAAACAAGCUCGAAACUUUGUUCAAGUUGGAGCGUCAGCUUUUGGCCGCGAGAGGGUCAUCGUUUGUGUAAAGAUCAGAGCCGUUGAAGAUAUAUAGAUGAUCAUGAUCAUCAGAGACUACUACUGAUCAUAACAAACAUGGUCACGUCAUGCACAUUAAUGCUGUUCUCUUGAUCUUCUGGGUCUGUAGAAUAUUUGUCUAAAAUUCCUCCUUUCUGGUUGAGUACUACAUAUAAAAAAAACUUGCUGAGCUAAAUUUGUGUGAACUUUUUAGCUUGAUAAGACUGAGCUUUGUCUCGUGUUAAAUGCAAAAACAAUGCCCGUGAUUUAGCGUGAA